UGCUGCACUGAGCAUGUUCGAGCCCAUCCUAGUCCAAGCUGCAGCAGCAGCAGCAGCAGCAGCAGCCACAGCAGCAGGAGCCGCCUCUCAUUAUGCAAAGCAGCGGCUCCGGCAGAUGGAAGAGGGGCCAAACAAGAGCGCGUUUCCUUUCCUGCUGGGCAGUUUGCACAUUGGCCUGGCUUCCCCAGGAGUCUCCUCCAGACCAAGCCGGGGAAUGAAAACCUCUGGGAUGGCCUGACUGCGGGCUGGGCGGCAUUGCAGCGGGAUUGCAACAUGGGAAACCAGGAUGGCAAAUUGAAGAGGAGCGCAGGUGAUGCCUCCCUUGAAGGAGGGGGAGGUGGUGGCUGUGGCGGGGAGGAUGCUGUUGGGCCCAGGGAUACUGAAAGCACCAAGAAGGGGAGCGGGGGCAAGAAGGCGCUGGGCAAACAUGGAAAGGGGGGAGGGGGAGGUGGCAGUGUUGAGUCUGGCAAGAAGAAGAGCAAGUCGGACUCGAAAUCCUCGGUUUUUUACAACCUGCGGAUCAGGAAGAACCUAUCUAAGGGAAAGGGGGGCGUAGGUUCUCGGGAAGAUGUGUUGGACUCCCAGGCCCUGCAAACAGGGGAGCUGGACAGCGCUCACUCCUUGGUCACCAAGACCCCUGAUCUCAGCAUGUCUGCUGAUGAGGUGGGCCUGUCAGAUACAGAGGGCACGGACCCCUUUGAAGUCACCCGUCCAAGUGCGGUAGGGCCUGCAGGGCUCGGGGUUCAAUCUGCCAUAGAAGGGGAUUUGGAAACAGCCCCUGGGGUGCAAGAUGGACAAAGGACCAGUUCAGGCUCAGAUACGGAUAUUUAUAGCUUUCAUUCGGCCACAGAGCAGGAGGACUUGCUCUCAGACAUUCAGCAGGCAAUUCGACUCCAGCAGCAGCAACAGCAGCAGCACCAGGGCGGUGCGGUCAGCUCCGGGGACUCUUCAGCACCCCUGGGUUCUGUUCCUCUCCAACCGGGGGCCUUUCUUGGCCUGGACCACUUUCUACUGGGGCCCGUUAGUAGGGCUGGGGAAGCACCAGGGAGUCCAGACACGGAGCAAGCUUUAUCUGCCCUCUCUGAUCUCCCAGACAAUUUCCCCUGAGCUUCCAGUGCAGGAGAAGCCACUGCCCCCUAGCGGCGUGGAUUGGGAGGUCACUGCCCCGUGGCUACUCUGCCGCCAGCCACAGAGUCUCCUUCUUCCACUGCCUUUCCCUUCCCAGAGCCGGGGUUGGAGGAGACUGCAACUGUACCCUCUGUUGGGGGAGCAGGAGAUACAGAUGAUGAUGAGGAGGAUGCAUUUGAGGAUGCUCCCCGGGGUUCUCCUGGGGAGGAGUGGGACAAGGGCACCCAGGAGACUCCCUCUGAGGUAGCAGAGGAGGUGAGUGAAGUACCAGGGGCAUGCCCAACACCUCCCCAGACGGACAGCCCUGCCCCUAGUCCUCGUUGCUUCAAGCCUUACCCACUAAUUAAUCCUUGUUACAUCAAGACCACCACUAGGCAACUUAGCUCACCCAACCACUCACCUUCACAGUCCCCCAGUCAGAGCCCCCGGUUUAUGAGAAGGCUGGAGCCUUCUUUGAGCCGGAGUCAGAGGGCUACCUUGGCCUCAAAUGCCACUCAGGUCAAGAAGCACAAGACAAGUGGCAGCAGCCUGGUCGGGGGACUCAGCCGUUCUGCUGACUGGACAGAAGAGGUGGAGAGAAGGGAGCCCAGGGUGGGUGGCUCAGCAGACCUACUUGAAUGUGGGGCAGCCCAGGAAGGAACUGAUGGAACCCCCCCAACUCUAUCCAGAAAGUCCUCAGGAGUGCAGGCGGCCACUGAUGGCUUCCAGAAUGUAUUUACAGGGCGCACUCUGUUGGAAAAGCUGUUUAGCCAGCAAGAGAACGCACCACCUGAAGAAGCAGAGAAAUUUUGUUCUCGGAUUAUUGCGAUGGGUCUUCUACUUCCUUUCAGCGACUGCUUCAGGGAACAGUGUAACCAGAGUGCCCAGCAAAGCUCAGCUCCAUUUGAUCAAGAUCAACUUUAUACCUGGGCUGCAGUCAGUCAACCCACACAUUCUCUGGAUUACACAGAAGAGCAGUUUCCAAGGAGAACCGUCUGGCCUCCAGGCAAGCCUCCUGAAGAAGAACAUGGGCCCAAGGAGCCUGCAACAGAGUUUCAAGCUACCAUUUUGGAAACACAGAAAAAGUGUUCAGAUGGUGUUCAACAGGAAACUUGUGACAUGAAAUCUGAGGAACAUGCAAAUGUAAUUCAGCAGCUGGAACAGACAAUUGAAAAUCUGAGGACCAAAAUAGCUGAACUAGAGAAGCAAUACCCUACCACAGACAUGGAGGUUGGAAAACAAGUGGCUGAGAGGGGAAUGGCUGAAGGUGUCUGUCAUGAAGAUCUUCAAUUAAGUGAAGAAGAUAUAAGACAUCAAAGGAUGUUGCAUGUAAAAUCGGUACAGACCUCACCAACAGAGGAGGGCAGUGCAUCUGUAAUGCCUUUUGCUAACACACUGCCACAGCAUCCUCCACUCACUCAGGAGGGUAUAAAUGGACAGCCAACUGUGCCAUUGACACCUUCUGGACCUCAAACAAAGUUUUGUUCAGAGAUUUCUUUGAUUGUUUCACCAAGGUUAAUAUCUGUACAGCUUGAUGCAAAUCAAUCCAUACAGUGUGUAUCACAGCCUCCACCACCUCCACCCCUCCCAGGUUCUGAUAAUCAAGAAAAGAUUCUAACACAGCCUCCCCCAACACCUUUUAUAACUGAAUGUGUGACCAGCCAUGAACAUUCCCUUCCCACAUCUUUUGAAAAUAGUCAUGGCAUUCUACCCUCCCCACAUCUGACUGACAGAGAACUGAAUCCUCCCCUGCCUGGUGCAGGUAUCCCACCACCACCUUCCCUGCCUGGUGUGGACAUUCCACCUCCCCCACCUCCACCUCCUUUGCCUGGUAUAGCACCUUCCAUCUCCACGCCUGGAUCAGGCAUGAUGAUUCCACCCCCACCUCCUGUUCCUGACAUGACAGUGCUGCCCACUUCUGUGCCACUACCUGGCUUGGAAAUACCCCCUCCCCCACCUCUGCCUGACAUGGGGAUUCCCCCUCCUCCUCCUCCACCUCCUCCUCUGCCUGAAGUAGGGGUCCCUCCUGCCCCGCCUCUGCCUGGAGUGGGGAUCCCUCCCGCCCCGCCUCUGCCUGGAGUGGGGAUCCCUCCCGCCCCGCCUCUGCCUGGAGUGGGGAUCCCUCCCGCCCCGCCUCUGCCUGGAGUGGGGAUCCCUCCCGCCCCGCCUCUGCCUGCAGUGGGGAUCCCUCCCGCCCCGCCUCUGCCUGCAGUGGGGAUCCCUCCCGCCCCGCCUCUGCCUGCAGUGGGGAUCCCUCCCGCCCCGCCUCUGCCUGCAGUGGGGAUCCCUCCUGCCCCGCCUCUGCCUGGAGUGGGGAUCCCUCCUCCCCCGCCUCUGCCUGGUGUGGGAGUCCCCCCUCCUCCCCCGCCUCUGCCUGGUGUGGGAGUCCCCCCUCCCCCACCUCUGCCCGGUGUGGUGAUUCCUCCACCUCCUCCACCUUUGCCUGGAGUGGGUGUCCCACCCCUUCCUGCACCCCCUCUGCCACCUGGAUCAGGUCCUCCACCUCCACCACAAGCUGGGAGCAGUACAUUGCCAAACAUUGUCCUUCCACAAGUAUGUGGAUUCCUUCCUCCUCCAUUGCCAGCUGGCUUAUUUGGAAUAGGCUUGAAUCAGGACAAAGUGAGUAGGAAACAAGCAAUAGAACCUUGUCGACCAAUGAAGCCUCUUUAUUGGACAAGAAUUCAGCUACACAGUAAAAGAGAUUCUAGCACUUCUCUCAUUUGGGAAAAAAUUGAAGAGCCAUCCAUAGAUUGUCAUGAGUUUGAAGAACUAUUUUCUAAAACUGCUGUAAAGGAGAGGAAGAAACCUAUUUCUGAUACCAUAACAAAGACCAAGACUAAACAAGUUGUAAAGUUAUUAAGCAACAAAAGAUCACAAGCCGUUGGAAUAUUAAUGUCAAGCCUUCAUUUAGAUAUGAAAGACAUACAGCAUGCUGUUGUGAACUUGGAUAACUCUGUGGUAGACCUGGAGACCCUUCAAGCCCUGUAUGAAAAUAGAGCACAGACAGACGAAUUGGAAAAAAUUGAAAAGCAUGGCAGAUCAUGCAAAGAAAAAGAAAAUGCCAAGUCUUUGGACAAACCUGAACAGUUCCUUUAUGAACUAUCACUAAUACCCAACUUUUCAGAGCGAGUCUUUUGCAUCCUGUUCCAGUCAACAUUUUCAGAAAGCAUUUGCUCGAUUCGUCGCAAACUUGAACUACUCCAGAAGUUGUGUGAGACAUUGAAAAAUGGGUCAGGGGUUAUGCAGGUUCUAGGUCUGGUUCUUGCCUUUGGUAAUUACAUGAAUGGUGGGAACAAGACUCGGGGACAGGCAGAUGGUUUUGGAUUAGACAUUCUUCCAAAGCUGAAAGAUGUCAAAAGCAGUGACAAUAGCCGGAGUCUUUUGUCAUAUAUAGUUUCAUAUUAUCUUCGAAAUUUCGAUCAGGAUGCUGGAAAAGAACAAUGUGUUUUUCCACUGCCAGAACCCCAGGACCUCUUUCAGGCCUCCCAGAUGAAGUUUGAAGACUUUCAGAAAGACCUUCGAAAGCUGAAGAAAGAUUUGCGAGCCUGUGAAACUGAAGCAGGAAAAGUUUAUCAGAUGUCCCUAGAGGAGCACAUUCAACCUUUCAAAGAAAGUAUGGAGCAAUUCAUUUUACAAGCGAAAAUUGACCAAGAAGCUGAGGAGCAUUCAUUGACAGCGGCUCAUAAAUGCUUUUUAGAAACUACAGCCUAUUUCUUCAUGAAACCAAAAAUGGGAGAGAAGGAAGUGUCCCCAAAUGUUUUCUUCAGUCUCUGGCAUGAAUUCAGCUCUGACUUUAAAGAUUUCUGGAAAAAAGAGAACAAACUUAUUCUCCAAGAAAGAGUAAAAGAAGCUGAGGAAGUGUGUAGGCAGAAAAAAGAAAAAUCUCUGUAUAAAAUAAAGCCGAAACAUGACUCUGGAAUUAAAGCAAAGAUAAGCAUGAAAAUCUGAUCACCAAAAGUCAGAUGGAUAUAUCAUUGCCACUAGAUCAACAAAGUUCAAUAUAUUUAGGGGGGAAAGGAAACUACAUCAUUUGGAUAAUUGUUUUUUUCAUCUUUACCCAAGUCUAGUUUCUGUUUUCUUGACUGAUUCACUGAUCAAUUCCACUGUACUGUGCACAAAUUAAAUAUAAAAAUAAAAUAAUUAAAUUUAUUGACCCAGAAAAUAAACUACUUUUUACAUUAAAAAAACUUGUUACAUGCCAUAUGUCCUCAUUUUGCGGCAAUCAUUUGUUUAAUUUUAUUUGAGCUGAAUUCCUAAAAUUUUGACAAGUAUUAUCUAAUUCUUUAUUAUAAAGCAACCAUUUUGUCACAUUGAUUUUUAAGUGUAUAUUUGACUAACAGUCAGGUUUUUUUUUUCUUGAUCAUUGCCUAAAAGUUUUAAAUAGAUUUAGCUCAGACAAUUUUCCAGGAUAGUGACAUUUUUUUGGAUACAUUUCCUAUCCUUUCAUGAUAUGUUAUCAUUCAAAGCAAUGGUUAAAUAUUCCAUCUCCAUUUAGUAAUUCCUAUAAUUCUAGAACAAUCCUGUUUCUUAGUAUAUCAAGAUAUUUGUCGGAAUUCAUCAUUCCAUUAAUAGGCACAGACUUCUAGGUUCUCUGGAAGAUUAAAAAAAAGUCUCCAAAAUAUUCUUCACAGGCAGAUGUUUUACAGUCUGAUAAAGAUUUCCAGAUCUUACAAACUCACAUGGACUUAUUUUAGAACUGUUUUUGGAAUUUUGAAAGGGAAAAAACAAACAAACAUAGUUUUGUCAACAAAAAAUAACUUUUCCCAAUCUUUGGUACUAUAGUCUUUGCAUUUUCUUACCCAUUAUAAGCAUUAUUUAUUCAUAACAAUGGUUAGCAUCUGAUUUUUAACUUGUUUUUUCAUUGUUCUUCCAAUUUUAAGAAGCCUGUACACAUUAUAGAGGAAUCAAUAGCAAAUGCUCCAACUGGCAACCCCUCUCCCCCAAGGUCUUUGCUCAUGUUUGAGGAUUAAUUAGGUUGUUAUACAGCAGCAGUUUAUCAGUUUGGGGUGUCUGGGUGUUUUUUUUUUUAACCACAUUUCACUUUGCACAUUGGUGUAACUGAUAUUUAAUUUGGGGCUUGAAUUAUCCUUGAUUUUCCCAUGUCAAAAGCUACUAUUGUAUCCCUAACAGUAAUUAAAGCGUGCACUUUAAAAGUUACAACUUUUGCACAUUUUCUCAAAGUAAUAUCCAUUCUUAAAAAACCACUGGAUUUUUAAAAAAAAGUAAGAGAGAGCAAUAAAACAUGAAUGGCAUGAAAUCUAGCACUUAAAUGACAGAAAUCUGACUAAAUACAAGGAAAUCAGCUCAAUCCAUUUUCAUCUGGCUAAAGACUAAUGGUCUAAGUCAGCUUGAUGUCAUUAUUUGCACAUAACACAACAGCUAUUAACUGUUCCAAAAUGAAACUAGAUCAAAAUUAUUAUUUUCCCAAAGUAAUUCACAUACCACACCACAAUACAUUCAAAAUCAACAGCAAAAGUGACCCACCCAGAAGUAGACUAGCAGGAAUACUUUUCAUUUUAUUGUAUCACAUAUUUUAUUUUAUUUUAUUUUAUUUUAUUUUAUUUUAUGUUUAAGCCUAUGGAAUAGUACCAAAAGAACAUAAAAGAACACACAUGGAGCAGCAUCUACAAAGAUUCUGAAACUAGUAAAACUUAAACUUGGGUUUAAACCUCAGAUAUCUGUGAUAUGAGUUAAUGUUUCCAUUUCCAGUAGCAACUAGACUCUACCACACUGCACUUAGAUUUAGAAAGGAAAAUGUUAUUCCUAGUAAAUUAUUUGCAUCAAUAACAUGUCCAUGUAUUUUGUAUUUUAAAUAUUUAAGUGCUGUCUACCCAGUAUAAUCAAUGCUUUCCCAACUCUUUGGUUGCUCUCCAUACCCAAAUAAUUGUGAAGAAGAUGAUUAUGGGUAUUUUUUUUCCACUUGCUACAUUAUUCCAGAUACUGAAAAAGAAACUGUUCUUAGCAAUUAACAGGAAAACAAAGGAAUUCUCAUUUUAAUGAAGAUAUUUUUAAUCUAGUUUUAUAUUUUCCAUCCUAAAUGAAACUAAUGAUUUUCUUAGGUACAGUCAUUUAGAAGCAGUAACCUAUCCUCCUCAUUACUACUUCACAUACCCUCUCAAAGGACCAUUUAUCAGUAUUUGGAAGGAAUUAAAACGCUUGAUGCCCACAGACUUUUAGCUUGUGGCAAGAACUGGAAUAAAAUCAGCCCCUGAUUGAAUUGCAACCUACUUCCAUUUUCUUAUUUGUGACCUGCCAGGAUAUUUGGGCAAUACUAAGAGGAAUCAUAAAUGUCCUUGGCUCUCUCUGAAUUAAUAAUAUGCCAGGAUAAUUUAAAAGAUGCAAAAUGAGAAUGUGGUUAUAUUUGCUAUCUAAUAGAUUAUUUUAAAAAACUUUUCUUGUUUGCUUUUGUUUCUUUUCUUCUAGCUGAGAAGGAAAAAUUAAUAGGCUUCAAAAUGUGUUAUGGUGGCAGUAGGCCUACCCAAGGGUGAUUCCUUAUGGAAAAAAAAAAAGCAGUAUGUAAUCAUAUUAGUGUUUUUUGGUAAAGGGGUAUCAGUUUUGCUAUUUUGAACCAGCUAUGGAAAGCAAUUAAAAACAAUAGGCUACUUCAAUGGCACUGAUUCAUAAUCAUGUUUGUAUUUAUGUAAAGUAUAGACUGAUGUUCCUAUAUUUGAGAUUUAUUUUAAGUGUAAAGAUAGUUUGUUUAUUUUAUAGCCUUCCUGUUUCCCUCAGCUAUUUGUAUAUUACCAUACUACAGUAAAGUAAAUAAUAGGACAUUUAACAAGAUCACUAUGUGCAAUACUGUAUUUAGUGUUUCUAUUUCAAUUUU
Messenger RNA from Phascolarctos cinereus (koala), 7933 nucleotides. It is a transcript of the gene FMN2, whose product is annotated as formin 2. Gene Ontology annotation, molecular function: actin filament binding. Gene Ontology annotation, biological process: cortical actin cytoskeleton organization. Gene Ontology annotation, cellular component: cytoplasm; cytoskeleton. NCBI's taxonomy places the organism in Eukaryota, Metazoa, Chordata, Mammalia, Diprotodontia, Phascolarctidae. The record is from RefSeq and is a predicted model, not a curated record.